AACGACGAGCAACGGAUCCCGAAGUGAGCGACGAGAGGGAGAGGGAGACGGAGAGAGAGAGAGAGUUCGAGGAGAUUCCAUUCGCUGCUCUCGUUUCAAUGCUUCUCCACUGUUACAAGCCGAACUCAAAAACCCUAGAAGAAGCCAUCCCGAUGGCCGCCGUGCAAGAUCUCGACCUCCCGUUGGCUCCGGAUGCGCCUCCAUCCGCCGCCUCCUUGCCCCCUUCCGGCCGGACUCGGCGAUCUGUGCACCAUGCCCUCGGCGGCGGCGCUGUCGCCGAUGUGCUUCUAUGGAGGCACAGGAACGCGGCGGUUCUCAUGGCGGUCGGUGCCACGACAGUGUGGUUCCUCUUCGAGCGGGCCGGUUACAGCUUCUUGUCCGUCUUUGCGAACGCCAUCCUCCUUCUCGUGCUCAUCCUCUUCUUCUGGGCCAAAUCUGCCUUGCUCCUCAACAGACCUCUUCCGCCCCUUCCUAAUCUCGAGAUUUCGGAUGAGGUAGUAAGUAAGGCUGCCGACAGGGCUCGGGUGUGGAUUAAUCGGGUCUUGGCAAUUGGGCACGACAUAACCAUCCGGAGAGAUAGGAAGGUUUUCCUUCAGGUGCGCCUCUUGCACUUCAUUAGAUGUUCUAGGCUCGGUUUAAAUGUCGCUUGUUUGACUUGCCUUUAUGAUCUGGUGAUUCCUAUGCUCUAUCUCAUCUCAAAGGUCAUUUUGGUUCUAUGGUUCAUCGCUUACAUUGGGAGACCGUUCAACUUCCUUACCCUUGUUUACAUAGGAGUCCUUCUGUCUAUCACACUUCCUGCUUUGUAUGACAAGUAUCAAGAUCAUGUUGAUGAAAAGUUUGGUGUGGCACAUGAUGCGGUCAUGAAGCAGUACGUGAGCAUCUUAAGCCGAAUACGGGCACAACCAACCAAAGAAAAGAAGACUCAAUAACAGAAUCACUGCUAUUCCGGUCCAAUCUUUUGCAUGACAUGCAUCAAAUCCAUUUGGAAGCCUACUUAAAUGACAAUGUUGGGCGUGUCUGCUAAAAUGAAGAUCUGGUGGUAAACGUUGUUGCUUGUCGAUGCAAAUCACAGUGUUGAGUUGCCUUUUGAUGAUACUGAGUUUUGGACUGAUAAUUAUAUUAACAUAUUCACUGAAUCAUCCUGCUUGCAUUGUGUACCCCAGGCAUCCAUAUGCAUCGGCAACCAUUCUUAUCAGCACACUACCAUCACCUGUGUUUAUGGACGUCAAUAUUAAUGAAGCAAUUUAUGGUCUUUUCUGGUGGA
Molecule: messenger RNA, 1264 nt
Organism: Musa acuminata AAA Group (dessert banana)
Lineage: Eukaryota; Viridiplantae; Streptophyta; Magnoliopsida; Zingiberales; Musaceae
Product: reticulon-like protein B11
Exons: 5
Coding region: 99-929 (276 amino acids)
Source: RefSeq, a predicted model, not a curated record